CCCCGCCUCCAAAUUCGAUUUUGAAAACUUGACUAAUCUAUUGUAUUCCGAGAAAUUCGCUAGUCUCAAAUUAUUUUGAAGCUCCAGUUGUAUUAACAUUGAAGCUCCAGUUGUAUUAAACUGUUAAACACUUGUAAGUUGCCGUAUUGUUAAUUAAUCGCAGUGCGAUGUUUCUUGUUUUAUUCAAUAUUUGUGAAUUUUCAUGUUGAACUGACAUAUAGUAAUACAAUACCAGUUUCUGAAUUGAGAUCACGUUUGCAGUCAAAGUUAAACUUCAUUGACACUGCAGUUCUUCUGGAUUCAUCGUCCGUUCUUUGCUUUGCUGCGUUUUUCCUUCUGAAGCGUUAUCACUUCCAUAGGAAGAUGCAGAAGAAGAAGGUGACAUUGUCAUUUUCUGGAUGUGGAUUUUUGGGCAUCUACCAUGUGGGUGUUGCCAGCUGUUUUCGGGAGUUUGAGGAAUAUUUCGAAGUGGAGAAGAUCGCUGGAGCUUCGGCUGGAGCUAUCGCUGCUGCCAGCUACCUUUGUGGUGUCUGCUUAGGACAAGCGACGACCGAUGUUCUCAAUAUCGCCCGAGCAGCACGUGCUAGCCCCGUGGGACCGCUAAGUCCACGCUUCAAUUUGGUCAAGAUCAUCCGUAAUGGCCUGCAGAAAGUGCUGCCGGAAAACGCCCACAAGAUCUGUUCCGGACGCUUAUCAAUAUCGCUGACCAGAUGUCACGAUAGGAAAAAUCGCAUGGUGACCGAAUUUGCUAGCAAAGAUGAUCUGAUCCAGGUGCUGAUUUGCUCUUCAUUUGUCCCUUUUUAUUCUGGAAUGAUUCCUCCAUAUUAUGACGAUGCGCGAUACUGGGAUGGUGGGAUCACCAAUAAUUUGCCAACGUUCGAUGAUGCUACGGUUACAAUUUCACCGUUUUCCGGCGAAAGUGAUAUUUGUCCGGCGGAUAGCUCAGCCGCAUUUCUGGAAAUGAAUUUCGCCAAUCAUAGUCUUCGUGUCAAUACUCGGAAUAUUUACCGAGUUUCCCGAGCUUUAUUCCCACCUCAUCCUGAGGCCUUGAGUGAGAUCUGUCGGGAAGGAUAUGCGGAUACUUUGCGAUAUAUCAAAAAUGUUUUACUUUGUGGCAUUCCAUUGCGGAAGCCCAGCGAUACCCCUCAACCGGUGAUUCCCGAAAGGGAACCUGUUGGAGGUAGCGAAAAGAAUGGACCGGAAAUUAAUUCUAUUGUUUCUGUACACCCGCAAGAGAGUGAAGCACCACCGCAAGACGUGGAGCCUCCUAAUGCCGUUGUUCAGACUUUCAACGAAACCGGUUUACCUGUAUUAGUGUCGGACGCUUUUCGGGAAGCUUGCGCUUCGAAGCAACACCCGGCAAUCCGUGCGGUGCAAUACAUGACCAUUCCUUGGGUACUCCCGUUGGAGUUCAUGUAUACAACCUGCGUCAGAUUGGUCGAGUUAACACCAUUCCCUCGCACCAUGGAGCUGGAAUACUAUGUUGAGCUGUUCUCCGGCGUAGCGCAGCGCAUCGCUUACAAACUUCUCAGUAAUCACCGGACUGGUUCCUGGCUGAAAUGUGCAUGCAAUCUGGAAUCGGUAAAGAUGUCCAUUUCCGCCGAUAAGAAUCACUGUUAUGUACACGGCGGCGCCACCUUGCAUCACUCACGCAGUGUCACAUUCGCAUUCGCCAUGUCCAUUGAGGAGACGGUAACCGCCGACCCAUCCACGGAUGAUUUUCUAGAGUUUGCAAAAAACAAACCCGUGGAUUAUAAGCCCAGCAUGGAAGUGGUCCAUCACGAAAAGCAUCCCGGGGAGAUUAAACUUUUGAUGGACGACAGUGACACUUUUGAGGAGGUGGUGGCCGUUCUGCAGCAACAUGACGAUGAAAUGGUGGAGUAUUUUGAGCAUCUGCUGCAAGCCCCGCAGCCGCCAUUGGUUAUUGCGACGAAGAGCGCGGAUUUGGCACUGGCUGACCAUACUGGAGUGGUUGUAAUGGAGAUCGACGAUCAGAUGGGCAGUAUGUAGUCGGUAUUGUAGCUGUUGAUGAUGUAAUGAGUGGCUUGAGAACCUGGCGCUGUGCAGGACAUGCGGCGGCCAACAACCAAAUUAUCAUCUGAUUUUUCUCUCAUUGGAAAUUCCCGUGACUGUGUUAUCGCUGCUUUUUGAUCUAGUCAGAAUUUGGGUUACCGAUAUGGCGAUAUCUGUGGUUUCUUGUUGAUAGUCAGUCGAGUGUAUUUAGUUUGCUUUCGAAACUUCCUGGUAAUUCCUGUGUAUAGUGCUUUUGCUUGCAAUUUUCAAAGUUUUAUUUGUACAUAGUAGUAUUCCGUGGUGUAUCAUGUCUGUACACUGUUCCACUUUGUUGUGAUGUUUUCAGGAAUUAUGGCAUGGUACUGGUUAUAAAGAAUUCGUAUGAAAAUACGUUUUGUCAUACGAGCACACCUAACACGGCAUACUUAUUUUAUAAAUAUCAGUUUGUUACAGUAAUGUGCAGCAUAAUGAGCAUAUUUCCAUAACGUUAUUAGCUAAAAAAUAACAUCACUUAUGCGAAGUGAGUUUAAUGGAACUCGCGAGUUUAUUUUUAAUUUAGUGGAAUGCAGAGUAGCCCUAAUUAUCAGUAACAGGAAGUGUAAAAAUAGUGCAGAUAUUGUACGUUACGAAUUAAUGUUGCAGUUACUGCAUUGCUAGUUUAUUUUUGAACUUUUAUCAGUUUCAAACAAAUUUAUUUUAAUGAUGCUGGGUGCUUAAAACUUUCUGAGUGUCCAAAUAAAAAGAUUCUAUAAAUUUUAUAUUGCACAGUUAAACUCGAUUGAGUUAAACUCGACGUAGCGGUUCAUACACCGGAAAUGAAAAAUGACCAUUACGUAUUGGAGAAUGGAACUGUGUGUAGACUGUGUUAUUCAGAAUCAUGUCAAGUUAGCGCUGCAGAGGAUUCACAUCGCGGAAACGGAGAAUCUGGAAAAGUGAGUCACUGAAUUUUUUAUGGAACGAUGCCGCACACAUCGCACUCAUUAAGAAGAACAUCGUCCGAUCUUCGGAACGCAAAGGACGAUUUAUAUCAGUUUGGUAAGUAUCGUCUCCAUCCCUGCGAAACUACAGAAUACCCGGACCAUGACUCA
Messenger RNA from Paramacrobiotus metropolitanus, 3101 nucleotides. Its product is annotated as patatin-like phospholipase domain-containing protein 2. Gene Ontology annotation, cellular component: lipid droplet; cytoplasm; membrane. The record is from RefSeq and is a predicted model, not a curated record. NCBI's taxonomy places the organism in Eukaryota, Metazoa, Tardigrada, Eutardigrada, Parachela, Macrobiotidae. Gene Ontology annotation, molecular function: triacylglycerol lipase activity. Gene Ontology annotation, biological process: triglyceride catabolic process; lipid homeostasis. The coding region runs from base 364 to 2010 and encodes 548 amino acids. The transcript is spliced from 8 exons.